AUGAUAAGACUGAUGGUCCAGUUUACCCUCUAUUUAGUGGAUGUUAAUCCAGCAUUUAUUUAUGGAAAAGAUCAAGCACUGGAGGGAGAAGAUGUGAAAUUCAAGUGCACACUUUUUGAUAUGCAAAAAAACAAGGCCUAUUCAACCAUGUAUCUGUGCAAAAAUGGAAUCGGGAUCCAAAUCGAAGAAUUCCAUGUUAAUAGAGAAGAAGUCGUCUUCAAACUCCCUCAUGUUAAUGUGUCAGACACCGGCCAUUACAGCUGUGUGUACUCAACGACCAAACACAAACCCGAACUUGUUCGUUCAACAGACAAGAACGUCACCUAUAUCACUUUAGUUGUUAUAUCUAAGCCUAGACCCACAUCAAUGUUGGAGGAAGCUAGACCCACACCAAUGUUGGAGGAAGCUUUGCAGGCAGACAACUCUAUGCUCUUUCUGUUACUUCUUUUUCUACCACUAGGGACUUUGAUAGUGAUGAUUUGGCACUACUGGUACCGUCUGAAGAUAUGGUUUUGUCGAAGGUACAGAAAGCAGACCAGAGUUGUUCAAUUCAAUCGUGCCUCCCGUAUAACCAGCCCAUCCAUAUCAGCGAGAACUCCACCUCCAAAUUCUCCAAUAAGCAAUUAUGAAGAAGAAUGCUACAACCGAAUUAUAUAUGAUAAUGCCAGAGAAGAGCAGGCGCCUGAAGAGUCCACUAAUGCAAAUGAGGAAUCUGAUGGACUGAGCCAUACUCCAACCAGUCAACAUGUUUCCCCAGGAAAAGCAACACAAACUGUGGUGUCCCUACCUCAACACAUCAGUUUCCAACGCAUCCUUUUUGAGAGUGUAGACUGCACGAAAGGCUCUCAGGCCAGCUAA
Molecule: messenger RNA, 858 nt
Organism: Sardina pilchardus (European sardine)
Lineage: Eukaryota; Metazoa; Chordata; Actinopteri; Clupeiformes; Clupeidae
Exons: 9
Coding region: 1-858 (285 amino acids)
Source: RefSeq, a predicted model, not a curated record